Molecule: messenger RNA, 1573 nt
Organism: Physcomitrium patens
Lineage: Eukaryota; Viridiplantae; Streptophyta; Bryopsida; Funariales; Funariaceae
Product: auxin-induced protein PCNT115
Source: RefSeq, a predicted model, not a curated record
UGGCAAAAGGAAGGGCCCAUCCAUCGCCAGCGUAUCGUGCAGGAGCACAAGCUGCAGCGCAAGCUUGCGAUCGAGCUAUCUACCGAUCCAUCCAUCAAUCAAUCAAUCAAAGGAUCAGCGCCACUCCAAUUGAGGCAUUGGGUGCAUCCAUCGCUGUCGCAUGCAAUCCGUCUUUCUCACUCUCGCUCAAUCUCUCUCAUAAUCUCGCUUGCUCUGUCUGUUGGUUGAUUGCUUGGCAGGUGUGGGGGAAUUGGGAGGGAGAGGGUCGAUGAUGCGGAGCGUCGCUGCGCUGGUGCCAGGCAGAGCGGACGCAGCUGGCACUGCGCAGUAUGCGCACAGAGUCCCCUCCCGCUGUGGAAAUGGUCAUUUUCGAAUUCUUCCCACAAGAACUGAAGGCGCCGGGGAUGUCACGGUAUCGUCCCUGGGAGUAGGAACAUACUUGGGACCUGAAACCGACGCUGCCGACGACGAAUAUGUCGAAGCGAUGACGAAAGCACUGGCCGUCGGCGUAAAUGUACUAGACACUGCAGUGAAUUACCGUAGUACACGGAGUGAGCGAGCAGUUCGGCGUGCUAUCUCUGAAGGUAUCAGGUUGGGGUCUAUUACGAGGGAGCAGGUAAUCGUUUGCACGAAGGGAGGCUACCUUACCUUCGGCAAUGAAAAGCCUGCAGAUCCUCGAAGAUGGGUUCAGGAAACUUAUGUGAAGACUGGUCUGUUCACAUGGUCCGAUUUCGUAGCUGGAUGUCACUGCAUGACCCCAGCAUACCUUAAAAACCAGUUAGAUAGGAGUCGCGAAAAUUUGGGAUUGGAGACUGUUGACGUUUACUACAUCCAUAAUCCGGAGACACAAUUGUCAGCAAUAUCUCGGGAGACGUUCUAUACACGCAUCCGGGAAGCUUUUGGAGCCCUAGAAGAGGCUUGCUCCGAAGGAAAGCUUAGCGUUUAUGGCACUGCCACUUGGAAUGGCUUUCGAGUGGCUCCAGAGAACCGUGGUCAUCUUUCUCUUGAGGAGUUGGUAGCUGCGGCUCGGGAAGUUGGUGGUGAUGAACAUCACUUCCGGGUGGUUCAAUUACCCUACAAUCUACGUAUGCAGGAUGCAGCAACAAUCAACUCACAACUCAUGAAAGGGAAGCGCAUGUCACUCUUGAGUGCUGCCCAACAGCUAGGUGUCUCAGUUGUGGCAUCGGCUUCGCUUAUGCAAGCAAUUCUUUGUAAAGGGCUGGCAGAAGAAACUCGAACCUCAUUCUCAGAGCUUGGAAAGAAUGCAACUGAUGCUCAAUGUGCACUUCAGUUUGUCCGCACAACGCCUGGUAUUCUUACUGCCCUAGCAGGUAUGCGAACCAUGGCUCAUGUGGAGGAAAAUACUGGCAUCCUGAGUUACCCUGCUGUUCCGAUGAGCGGUUCCGUUGCUUGAUAAACUUGCAUCAAUCAAAGUUUUUAAAACUCAAGGAUGUUUCAAGCAGGUUUUCUUUACUAUAGUCAAGCUUAUAGCUUGAUAAGAAUGACAGUAGCAGCGCUCUUGAAUCAAAGAUUGAUUUACUAAUAUAUCUGAAAUGUGAUAAUUUUUACAUAA